Messenger RNA from Stylonychia lemnae, 249 nucleotides. NCBI's taxonomy places the organism in Eukaryota, Ciliophora, Spirotrichea, Sporadotrichida, Oxytrichidae. The record is from the annotation of a GenBank genome assembly.
AUGUCAUUCUUCCGUAAAAUUUUCAGAUUCAAGGCAACUUCGGAGAUCCCUGAGCUGACUGAGUUCCUUUCAAAGAACGAGACAUUUAAAAAGACAGCGAAGAAGAUACAUACUAAGAAAGUAGGGUUUUGGAAUUCGCUUGACUCUUACCUAGAAAAAGAACUCUUAGACGGGAAAAAUGUGCCCAAAGGCCCUCCCAAGAGAAUAGACAGCAUUAAUUCUAACAAUAGUAGCAUAGGCAAGAAAUGA